Erpetoichthys calabaricus (reedfish) is the source of this 2956-nucleotide messenger RNA. RefSeq names its product A-Raf proto-oncogene, serine/threonine kinase (gene araf). The transcript has 16 exons. Gene Ontology annotation, cellular component: mitochondrion; cytosol. NCBI's taxonomy places the organism in Eukaryota, Metazoa, Chordata, Cladistia, Polypteriformes, Polypteridae. Gene Ontology annotation, molecular function: ATP binding; protein kinase activity. Bases 184 to 2028 code for a protein of 614 amino acids. Gene Ontology annotation, biological process: signal transduction; protein phosphorylation. The record is from RefSeq and is a predicted model, not a curated record.
UGGGCGUCCCUAUACAGUCACAGAUUUCUUGUCCCUUUCUUUAAGACUGAGAGAAUUCAAGAUGGCCGCUCCAGGUGAAACCUUGUGAACAACCUCAGUCUGCAGUACAGUCAUUAAGGCUGGUCAUUGCUUACUGUUGGUUUUUUAUUGGGGUAUGAGCUUCUCGCCUGUUCCAUCAUCAUUAUGUCAUCUUCAUCCUCCUCUUCUUCCUCUGAGGAAGCCAGUCCUGGAGAUAUCCCUCGCGGAGGAGGAACUAUUCGUGUGUACCUGCCCAACAAGCAGCGCACUGUGGUUAAUGUGCGGCCUGGUCAGACUGUCCAUGACAGCUUGAACAAGGCACUGAAGGUUCGAGGACUGAACCAGGAAUGCUGUGCUGUUUUCAGACUGCUUGAAGGACGAAAGAAGUUGACGGACUGGAAGACUGAUGUUACUCCUCUGGUGGGAGAAGAACUUUUGGUUGAAGUGUUAGAUGAUGUUCCUUUGACCAUGCACAAUUUUGUGCGUAAAACAUUUUUCAAGUUGGCAUACUGCGAUUUCUGCCACAAGUUCCUUUUCCACGGGUUCAGAUGUCAAACGUGCGGCUAUAAGUUCCACCAGCACUGUAGCAGCAAAGUGCCAACAGUAUGUGUGGAUAUGGAAACAAUAUCCAAGACCUCUUCGCCCAAUCCAUAUCACCCUUCCAUUCCAAUUCUCCUGAUGCCAGAUAACUCUGUCGAGGGGAGGCAAACAGAUAUACCUUUCAUGACUCAACCUCAAGGGGUAUUGACAAUGUUGUUGUCUCCAGCCUCUGCUUUCCAGUUUCCUAUUCCAGGGAGUGAGAGCCAGUCUCUUCAAAGACACCGCUCAACUUCCACACCAAAUGUUCAUAUGAUUAGUACAGCUGGAGCUGUGGGGACUGGAAUCAUGGAGGAGGCAUUGAAGAACAACACCAUAGGUGUUGAGUCAUGGAGUCGGCCAUCAACCAGUCCACCUUCUCAUGGGUCUCCAGGGAAGAAGCAACCUCCACCUAAAUCACCUUCUGACCAUCCGAAAGAACAACGCAAGCAGUCAUCUUCUGAUGACAAAAAGAAAGUGCAUCGUGGUGGGUACAGAGACUCUAGCUACUACUGGGAAGUUCAGGCAGGAGAGGUCUCCAUUUUAAAACGCAUUGGGUCAGGUUCUUUUGGAACCGUUUAUAAGGGAAAGUGGCAUGGUGAUGUUGCAAUCAAGAUUCUUAAAGUUACAGAUCCCACCCCUGAGCAGCUCUUAGCAUUUAAGAAUGAAAUGCAAGUCCUCAGGAAGACACGGCAUGUGAAUAUUCUUCUUUUUAUGGGCUUCAUGACAAAGCCAAACUUUGCCAUCAUUACACAGUGGUGUGAAGGCAGCAGCCUUUAUCGUCAUCUUCAUGUUCUUGAUACCAAAUUUGAGAUUAUGAGGAGGAUUGAUGUCGCAAGGCAGACUGCUCAGGGCAUGGAUUAUUUGCACGCCAAGAACAUCAUUCAUCGAGAUCUGAAAUCAAACAACAUCUUCCUGCAUGAGGGCUGGACGGUAAAGAUUGGUGAUUUUGGACUGGCUACCGUCAAAUCACGAUGGAGUGGGUCUCAGCAAGUGGAACAGCCUAGUGGAUCUAUCCUCUGGAUGGCACCUGAAGUGAUUCGUAUGCAAGAUAGUAAUCCGUAUACAUUCCAGUCAGAUGUGUAUGGCUAUGGAGUUGUCCUGUUUGAGCUUAUGUCUGGAACACUGCCUUACUCUAACAUUAACAAUCGUGACCAGAUAAUCUUUAUGGUAGGACGGGGAUAUCUUUCUCCUGACCUCAGUAAAGUUUACAGCAAUUGCCCUAAAGCCAUGAAGAGGCUUAUCAUCGACUGCCUAAAAUUUAAACGUGAGGAAAGGCCUCUUUUCCCACAAAUACUUGCAGGGAUGGAACAUGUUCAAGACUCUCUCCCCAAAAUUGAACGCAGUGCUUCUGAGCCUUCCCUACAUCGUGCUGUGCACUCUGAGGAUCUUAACCCACUGCUGCUGAAUACAACUAGACUUUUGCCAUUGUAAGCAAAACCCCCAGUAGAAAGCACUUCUUCCUGGAAAGCCAGAGAUGGAUACAGGAACAUUUCAGGUAUUGGUGGCAUACUCUACGAGCCAGAUUGCCCCAUCACCUUCAAUAACUGCCGAGAGAGAACACAGACCUGGCCCCAACAGCUGCCAGGGACCAGAUAAACCAAUCUUUCACUCCUCAUUCUGGCUAAGCCAGUACAACAAACAGUUUGUAUACUCGUCAUGCUGCUUAUUUUGACCUGUGUGCUGCUACUGAGAGCAACUGAAGCACUCAACUACCCUUGUAUCAGAUUUACACAGACUGAAUAUGGAUUAUAUUGGUUUACACUGCAAUACCAUUUUGCUGGGCUAGUUUCAGUGUAACUGGUGGACCCCAAUAAAGACAUAGCAAUGGCUUUCUCCCAUGUACUUCACUAGAGCAGCCUAAUGUGAUUUUAAGCCACCUGCGGAUCUAUCCAGCACCUCUAGUGUCUGCUGAGAUAUGCCAGAUUACUCUAGUAAAAUCUAGUUGUGUACUGUAUGAAUAUGGAUUCUUGGUGGAACAGUUGUUGUUUUCCAUGUGAUUAAGACUGAAACAGUUACUUGACUAGAUUUGUUCAGUCAUGUACUGUCUGGUAGAAAUUAGCAGACUGAAAAAGUAUCUUGGUAGCCUUUCACAAUGAGAAGUUUCCUUAGGAUGCCCAGGUCAGUUUUUUGUUUUGCCCUCUGUAAUCCCACUUAUGAAGAAAACUUAAAAAUUAACUUUGACAAGAGUGCAGACAGAUUGUCUUCCUUAUAAAUCUGUUCAGUUCUUUUUUCAAGUUUGUGAACAUUCCUGAAUAUGGGCAGUAAGCCUUUCUCUGAAAACAAAGUUUUUAUUUUUAAUAAUUUUUAUUUAGCUACCCUGGACAGAAGGAAAGUAAAAUUGUGAUAGUCAAUAAAAAAA